GCUGGCGGCAACUGGAUGGUGGCUCACCCCGCGUUCACUGAGAUGAUGUCCCUUGAUGUAUCAGACAGUGCUCAGAUCUAUGCUGCAUUCCUAGUUUACCUGGACCUCUUAGAAGGGAGAAACUGGCAUGAAGUCAAGUAUGUUGGAUUAGCAGAACUGCAGCUGGUGUGUCUACAUGCACGUGAAAGAGAAGAGGACAGUCAAAUAGUGGUGGUGCCAGUACCUGUGCACAUAUCACUAAGUCAUGAAAGGAUAAGAGAAAUCUUACAGAAAGCCUCUCUUCCGCCAGACAAACCCGACACCCCRCAGUCAGUCACUCUGGCCAUAGUAGAGUCAGAUUCCACAGUAGUCUACUAUAGAAUGACUGAUGGCUUUGUAAUGCCAGAUCCUCCUGACGAUACUGAAAACAUUGACAAUAAACAAUGGAGAAAGAAAAGAAAGAAGCUUUUCAAAUGAUUAAGACAAAUAGACUUUUCUUGAGCUGCCGUCCUCAAAUUUAAACAAAUCCAGGAACUUACACAUGUAAAUAAGUAGUGUGAUGAAGUCUU
Molecule: messenger RNA, 548 nt
Organism: Nothoprocta perdicaria
Lineage: Eukaryota; Metazoa; Chordata; Aves; Tinamiformes; Tinamidae
Gene: TSEN15
Product: tRNA splicing endonuclease subunit 15
Exons: 4
Coding region: 16-456 (146 amino acids)
Biological process (GO): tRNA splicing, via endonucleolytic cleavage and ligation
Molecular function (GO): nucleic acid binding
Source: RefSeq, a predicted model, not a curated record